Suillus fuscotomentosus is the source of this 957-nucleotide messenger RNA. RefSeq lists its product as uncharacterized. NCBI's taxonomy places the organism in Eukaryota, Fungi, Basidiomycota, Agaricomycetes, Boletales, Suillaceae. The record is from RefSeq and is a predicted model, not a curated record. Gene Ontology annotation, biological process: peptidyl-threonine phosphorylation; peptidyl-serine phosphorylation. Gene Ontology annotation, molecular function: protein serine/threonine kinase activity; ATP binding. The transcript has 5 exons. The coding region runs from base 1 to 957 and encodes 318 amino acids.
AUGAAUACCCUUUCACACCACUUUUUUCUGUCAAGAAUUUCUCCUACGCGUAGCGCCCGUGCAGCAUCUCUGACACCAUCCACACAAACUCCCUCAGAGGUCACUCGUAUUCAGAAGCCGGUACAACCUAUGGCUUCUCCGCAACCUGAUCCAGAACGUGAUCUCGAGAUCGAUACAGCUGCUGCAGAGGCAGCCGCUCGAGCCGCUCGCCGCGCCAGGCGUCAAGCCCUUUUAGCCAAGGACUCCGGGUUAGCUAGUGCCAAUAAGAGCGUCAGCCCCAGCCCUGGGCCUAGUAGUGCGGUUCAACCGCAACCUGUUGCAUCUGUGUCUGAUACACUUCAGCCCCACAGUGCUGUUGAUACUUCCGCAAGUUCAGCAGCCGACACCUCUAAAGUGAGGCAUGAUUCAAUGAGCAAACGAGAUUCACCAUCUCCACAACCAGACGAUAGUAUCUUUGAACUUGCUAAGGACGAGGACGAUGAAGAUGUUCGUGCGAAGAUGCAAGAUGGUGCACCAGAUCAGAUAUCUGCUGCCGACUAUGACCCCAGCCUAGAUCGCCGAGAGGACGAACAAAGGCGAGUACUCAAAGACGAACCCAUGGAUGUAGAAACUAUCGAGGAAGAGGAGGAAGAUGAAGAAGAGGACGAUGUCGAUGACAUGUUCACAGCAGCUAUAACCGAGAAGAAGCGAAAGAAAAAGAAAGCAGCACCCACCCUUAUCACAACGACGUUAGACUCCGCCUCAGACCAUGAGAGUCAUUACCAAGUUAUCCUUGGUCUUCUCUCUCUUGGAAAGGGAAUAUCUUCCAAUGUUGUCCGGGCACGCGUUCUUCAAGAUGCAGAAACCGGUAAAGAGGUGGCUAUCAAAAUCAUCAGGAGUCAGGAAUCUAUGCAUCGUGCUGAUCUGAAGGAAGUGCAGAUAUUGAACAAGUUAAAACAGGCUGACCCAGAAGACUAG